Messenger RNA from Scatophagus argus, 3871 nucleotides. It is a transcript of the gene dmrta2, whose product is annotated as DMRT-like family A2. Gene Ontology annotation, molecular function: RNA polymerase II cis-regulatory region sequence-specific DNA binding; protein binding; DNA-binding transcription factor activity, RNA polymerase II-specific. Gene Ontology annotation, biological process: regulation of transcription by RNA polymerase II; sex differentiation; germ cell development. The transcript is spliced from 2 exons. Bases 1639 to 2985 code for a protein of 448 amino acids. Gene Ontology annotation, cellular component: nucleus. The record is from RefSeq and is a predicted model, not a curated record. NCBI's taxonomy places the organism in Eukaryota, Metazoa, Chordata, Actinopteri, Scatophagidae.
GUAAAAAACUAAUAUUAAAACACAUGAAAAAAAACAUAAACACCGAUAAACAUUUAUUUCCAGCAAUCUGUGGUGCGUUUAAAAAUGCUUUGUGACACAACAAACUCUUAAGUUUGACUUUCAUUUCUGAUUCAUUAAUUUUAUGAUAAAAUUCACAAAAACGGAGCAAAGAAACGUGCAGAGGAAGCGCUUCGUUGUGGCGUGUUAGUCUUAUGGAAGGAGGAAAAUCAACACUAAAAAGAGCAACAUUUUUUUUUUCAAAAACAUUCCUGCAAACGUGUCGAAGCGAAUAAUGUCGCAGUAGAUUUGAAAAACAAAAUAAAGACAAAUAAAACCUUGGCUGCUCAUUUGAUCCAUGACUCCAUACAACGAAACUGAUUUUAAAUGACAGCAAUGCAUUUAUCAUACGUGUACUUGAAUGUAUCCUGAAGUAUUAACGAAGCGUAAACAGACUGAACGAAACAAAUAUUUAAAGUGUCUCACAAAUAAACAUUUCCAAUAGACUUCGUGACAUGCAGCCGCGCGGCGCGACCACCACACGAGGUUAGACUUCGGACGGUGUUAAACUGUAGCCAAGCGCAGGGUGUCCGUUCAGCGUUGUCGGUAGCUUCACUGUCCGUAGUCAGUAAACCUCUUAAAUACAGGAUCACAUUUUCUUUUCUCAACGUGAAUCAAUAAAAUAAAUGAUGCUUACCUUCCAGGCUGAUGAGAGAGAUUACAGUCACGGAUCAUCUUUAUUUUGGGCAAAUAGCAAUAAGCACAGAUUUAAUCUAGUCUGUAAUUAGCAGAACAAACACAUGCUUCUAACGAACAUGUCGCCAGAUGGUGCGGAAUAUUUUUUAAGAAAUAUACAGACGUUUAUUGGAAGGGAUUGAAAAUGUUUCUUCAUUUUAGUGCUAUCACUUAAUUCUUUUUCGUGUCCUUUCUGACAGCACAUCACCCUACGGUACAGCUGAAUAGAUGCAAUAAUAACAUCGGCUAUUGUUUUAAAUCUAUAAAAUUCUUUCCAUUUUGAGAUGCACAGCAUCGAUUUUAGCUGUCCGGGAACUCCCUCCAGAUUCUUAACACUUGAUAUUUGGAAGAAGAACUCAGGUGGACACAGUUGAAAAAAGAAGCAAGCCAAUCAGAUUGCUCCUUCCCCCUUUGGCCAAUGACAGACGCCACAUUGUUGUCAAAUUUGUCUAAUGAAAACGUAGGAGCAACAAUAGAGAGGGGAGAGAGGGAUCUGUAUCCACUGACAAUCUCUGGAGGAAGUUAGUGUCUCAGGCUGCGGCGAGUAACAACCUCGACUCCUCCUGGACAGUCUGAACUUUCUUUCGGGGAGGAAUGAUCGCUCCUCCAGGCUCCCGAUCUUCUCGGAUUUAAAGUCGACUGUAUCUUCACAUUUCCGCUUCUUCGACAGACUCCUUGAAUAAUUUCGAUUAGGUGUUUCGAUCACAGAUUUGUUUUUGUUUAUUUGUGUUGUUUAUUUAUUAUUUUUUUGCGUGUUAACCUCGUCAGUACGCUUUACCUGUUGCCCCGAGAUGUUGAACACCGCUGAGCAGAUGUGAACGGCUCAGUGAUAGUUUAACUCACACCCGUCGUCCAGAACACCGCUGUCUUGUCUGUAGUUUAAUUGUAUCAGUGAGGAGAACGGGCAUGGAUCUGAGACCGGAGCUCCCCACAGUCUCCUCUGCCUCACAAGUCCACCCAGGAGCGGCAGCAGCGGCCGCGGCAGCCUCCAUCCCGGUGUCCAUGGCCGGAAACCUGCUGCGCGGCCCUCCGCUCCUCCUGCGCGCCGCGGACAAGUACCCGCGCACCCCGAAGUGUGCCCGCUGCCGGAACCACGGCGUGGUCUCCGCGCUGAAAGGCCACAAGCGCUACUGCCGCUGGAAGGACUGUAUGUGCGCUAAGUGCACCCUGAUCGCCGAGAGGCAGCGAGUGAUGGCGGCGCAGGUGGCUCUGCGGAGGCAGCAGGCGCAGGAGGAGAACGAAGCCCGGGAGCUGCAGCUGCUCUACGGCACAGCGGAGGGGCUCGCACUGGCCGCCGCCAACGGCAUCAUCCCACCGCGUCCGAGUUACGAGGUGUUCAGCUCCGUCAGCGGCGAGAGCAACUCAGAUUCAAGUAUCCAGAAGUAUGAGCUGUUUCCAAAGAACCAGCUGUCCGGAUCCGCCACCCCUCAGCAGACUGUGGGGAAACCGGCGUCCACCGAAGGUGACUCGGCCCCGGGCAUCUCGUCCCCAGACGGCCGACACGGAGGCUCGGGUUCAGAGAACGGAGACAGCGAGUCUUUCAUCAACUCGCCGGUCUCCAAGCCUUUAAAAGACGGAGGGGAAACUCCCGGUUCCGUCAGCUCCCUCGGCUCUGACUCCGGCUCUGAGACCGACAAAGACGAGCAGGAGCCCUCCCCGUCCUCUGCGGCCUCCCGGCACAUGAACGCCAUCGACAUCCUGACCCGAGUGUUCCCCAGCCACAAGCGGAGCGUCCUGGAGCUCGUCCUGCAAGGCUGCGGUAAGGACGUGGUGCAGGCCAUCGAGCAGAUCCUCAACAACAGCGGCGCUCAGGGCUCCAACAAGGCCGGACCGGAUGAGACGUGGACGGCUGAGAGGAUGCUUCAAAACGCACAGCAGCCUCCGCCGUCCUCCGCAUCCACAACCGCCCCGACGAGGCCCAUGUUACCCGGAGCCAUGACGCUCAGUAACCGCUCUGCGUUUUCUCCUCUCCAGCCAAACGCCCCGCAUUUCGGCACCGACCCCAGCACCUAUCCUCUGGGCACCCACCUGGGACUGAACCCGCUGCGGCUGGCCUACUCUGCGCACAGCCGGGGACUGGCCUUCAUGACGCCCUACUCCACCACGGGGCUGAUGCCCACUCUGGGCUUCAGACCCCCGAUGGACUAUGCCUUUAGCGACCUGAUAAGGGACAGGACAAUGUUACACAAGGAGCAGGGCUACGCCAGCGGCCUGUAUGGGCCUUUGGUCAACAACACGCCGGAAAAACAGUGAGGCUGGCGGACUGACCACAGAGACACAUUCCAUUGUAUUUGUAGCCACAAGUGUUGAAUAUCCUGGCGAAAAUCUGUGAUGUGUUUUGAUUACAGGCUGCUGUACAUAAUAGGAUUAUCUGGCUUGUAGUCAAAUGGUCUGAGAGGGGGGGGAAAAACCUAAACUCACCUGUGUGUAAUUUUCAUAAAUGAUUUUAUAUGUUUCAGUACAAACGUUUGGAUGACAUUCGCCAAGGCUGAUCCUGAUUAUUACCAUCAGUGACAUAAAGUGAAGCUGAGAAGAUAUUUAUAGACAAAAUAAAUCAAGAUCAAGCUGGGAAAGGAAAAGAUCGCACCCAGUUGCUUAAAGUACACACAAGUUCUUUUAAAUGCUGAAUUUUUUAAUGUCAGGUGUGCAGGAUUUAACAUAAAGUAAGGAAGAAAUGAUUUAUCCCAGAGUUAUCAAAUUGCUGGUUGGUGAAACUGAAGUGCAUAUAAUUUUUUGAAAUCAGACUUUAAAUAUGCGUUUCUCUCACACACAUGGAACACUGAAUGAGGGAACAUUAAGUUAUUAUAACAUGUAGUUUACGGAUGUUAACACUAUUUCCUGAUGUAAAAGCUGAACUAAUGAUGUAUAAAUGCCAUCCCUUUUUCUUUCUUAUGUAUUAUUUCACUUAUCUGACGCUUUUGGUUUUAGUUCGUUUCCACCUGCCUGUAUUAUAUAUUGCAUUUGGUAAUAUGAAAUGCUAUGCUAUAUUUGACUUUUCAUUUACCCGUUAGUCAGCUCAAAUAUUCUGUGACAAAGUGCUGGAUUCAAGUCAGUUCCUCUUAAAAUGUUACAAGCUGUGCUGUCACAUUGUAUGAAUAUGCUGGAAAUAAAUGUUAUUUUAAAGAAAGUGGACAAGUUU